Molecule: messenger RNA, 684 nt
Organism: Saccharomycopsis crataegensis
Lineage: Eukaryota; Fungi; Ascomycota; Saccharomycetes; Ascoideales; Saccharomycopsidaceae
Gene: RSR1
Product: Ras family GTPase RSR1
Exons: 2
Coding region: 1-684 (227 amino acids)
Biological process (GO): signal transduction
Cellular component (GO): plasma membrane
Molecular function (GO): GDP binding; GTPase activity; GTP binding
Source: RefSeq, a predicted model, not a curated record
AUGAGAGACUAUAAAUUAGUUGUUCUCGGUGCCGGUGGUGUUGGGAAAUCCUCCAUCACCGUUCAGUUUGUCCAAGGAGUAUAUUUUGAAUCGUAUGACCCGACAAUCGAGGAUUCUUACAGAAAGCAAAUCGAAGUCGAUGGCAAAACUGUCGAGUUGGAAAUUUUGGACACUGCAGGGGUGGCCCAAUUCACAGCAAUGAGGGAAUUGUAUAUCAAGUCUGGACGGGGGUUCUUGCUCGUUUAUUCCGUGACCGAUGAAAACUCGCUUAAGGAAUUGUUGACCCUCAGGGAACAAGUGUUGAGAAUAAAAGAUAGCACCAACGUGCCAAUGGUCUUGAUUGGUAACAAGUGUGACCUUAGUAAUGAAAGAGUCUUGAGUCCCGAAGACGGUAUCAAUGUUUCCCAACAGUGGGGGAAAGUCCCAUUCUACGAAACCAGUGCCAGAGUGAAAACUAACGUGGAAGAAGCGUUCACCGAUGUUAUUCGUCAAAUCAUGAUUAGAGAAGCCAUGACCUCACCAACUAAUGACAAUCAUUCAAUACCUGCCUUGCCUCCUUUGAAGAAUAACGGUAACUCAGGAACUAACCAAGCUUCCAGAGCUAAUCCACCAGCCAGACCUCAAAACAAAAAAUCGAUGGGCAACCUCAAGCAAAAGAAGAAGAACAAGUGUGUGAUUUUGUAA